AUGGCUAGCGAGCACCCGAGACACACGACAGGCUCCGGCCACGAAGACGACGAGGAAGGAGCGCACCUGCUCUCCUACGACGAGUCCCCACGGGACGCCUCUCCCGACAGCGACACUGUAGCCCAUGCUGCAUCCGAAUCGCAACCACACCGCCCACCUUCCUUCCCACCCAGGAGGCAGUCUUCCUUCGCCCAACCACGCCCUGCCGGCACUCCGCGAACCACAAACCGUGUUCACUUCAACAUUGAAGACUCGAUUCGUGGCAGCAUCGACAAUGUCCAGCAAGACGACCAAGACCUGAUCGAUGAGGAGGACUACUUGACCGCAGACAACUGGAGCGAGAGGAGACACAAUGCUGGUCAACGCGCUCCCCUCCUGACAGGCAUCGAGGCCCCUGCCGUUACCCUGGCCGAGUCCGACUUCAACCCCGACGACCUGCUCGAGAGCGCCCGCCCGAAGAGUUCCAUGUCUAGCGCGUUUAUGAAUAUGGCAAAUAGUCUGCUUACAGGUGUCAUCCUUCUCAUCGUCUUGACAAUAACCGUUGAUUGGACCAUUCGCCUGAUCGUCACAAACUCGAAACUCAGUGGUACCAACUCCUUCCAGGCAACAGUCGAGCACUGCUAUGGAAAGUCAGGCCUCGUUGCCAUCUCCAUUGCUCAAUGGGCCUUUGCUUUUGGUGGCAUGAUUGCCUUCUGUAUCAUCGUCGGAGACACGAUACCACACGUCAUGUCGGCCCUGUUCCCUUCGUUAGAAGACAGCCAUUUCUUAUGGCUUCUCACGGACAGGAAAUUCGUCAUACUUGCAAAAGCCAGUUCGCUCGCUCUCUUUAGUAUGCUCAUCAUUGUCAUCACAGUCAUCACACAAGGUCCAAGGGUUCCUGCCGAGAUGAAAGGGCCCCUUAAAGGUUCUCUUAUUAUCAACAAUGGUGUCUUUCAGGCUAUUGGUGUCAUAUCUUUCGGUACCUAUCCAUCAUUCACACUUUACGAUCAAUCAUCUAACUUGUAUCAGCGUUUGUGUGCCAAGCCGACCAUGGACCGCUUUGCCAAAGUUACCCACUAUUCGACCAGCAUAUCAAUGCUUGCUUGUCUCGCCAUGGCCCUUUCCGGUUAUCUGAACUUCGGAAGCUUGACCCAAGGCAACGUGCUGAACAACUUUCCUACAAACAACAUCCUUGUCAAUAUUGCCAGACUAGAAGUCAUGAACCUCUACUACUUCUCUCACGAACCCUUCGACCCUAAUCGUCAUCUCAUCCUCACCACCGCAUUGGUCAUUUCGGCCAUGGGAUUGAGUCUGCUGACCUGCGACCUAGGCAUUGUGUUUGAGCUUGUCGGCGCCACCAGUGCUUGCGCUCUAGCUUACAUCUUGCCUCCGUUGUGCUAUGUCAAGCUCACUAAAAGAAGAACGUGGGAGACGUAUGCUGCUUACGUGUGCAUAACAUUUGGUUGCAUCGUCAUGAGCAUUAGUGUUUUGCUCGCUGGCGCAAAGAUGGUCAGAGGAGAAGGCGGCGCACAGAGCUGUUAG
Messenger RNA from Aureobasidium uvarum, 1521 nucleotides. The record is from the annotation of a GenBank genome assembly. NCBI's taxonomy places the organism in Eukaryota, Fungi, Ascomycota, Dothideomycetes, Dothideales, Saccotheciaceae.